AUCUAUUUCUGCUCGCUCUCUUCAUCUUUGAUUGCUUAUUGAUGACGAAGAGAUUCAGAUUAAUCAGCGAAGAAGAAGAAGACAUGGCUUCCUCCAUAUGCACGGACAGCUUCAACAUAGCAAACGUUCUCAUGCUUCUAUCCAGAGGCCACGGCGCAGCUGCCGGCGAUGCCGUCUCCCCCGUCGCCGCCGUUGCCGGACGUGAGACGCAGGAAGGAAAAGUGUUCGAGUGCAAAACUUGUAGCCGAAAGUUCACGACUUUCCAGGCGCUGGGGGGCCACAGGGCCAGCCACAAGAAGCCUAGGCUGGGCGGCUCCGCUGCCGCGCCGGAGAAGCCAAAGGUACACGAAUGCUCUAUCUGCGGGCUGGAGUUCGCCAUCGGCCAGGCGCUCGGUGGCCACAUGAGGCGGCACCGCCCCGCAUCGGAGAACGUGGUGGGUCAGUUGGGUGGGCCGUCGAUGGAAAAGAGUUCGACCCAGAUUGAUUUGAACCUGCCGCCGUUGGAGCGGGGGGAGGAGGAGGAGGUCCGGCAGCUGCCGAAGUUGUUGGGAUUCACGUUGACUCCUGCCAUGGUUGAUUGCUUCCAUUGAUUGAUAUGAGCUGUUCUGUGAUCAAUUAAUGGGGGCAACAAAUCAGCUGACGAUUAUUUAAUUUCUAUUGUAAUUAUAUACAGUAUUUAAGCAUCAUUCAUAAUUUUUUUUUUUCAGUUGUGUAAAGUAAAA
Messenger RNA from Dendrobium catenatum, 722 nucleotides. RefSeq names its product zinc finger protein ZAT5-like. Bases 42 to 590 code for a protein of 182 amino acids. The record is from RefSeq and is a predicted model, not a curated record. NCBI's taxonomy places the organism in Eukaryota, Viridiplantae, Streptophyta, Magnoliopsida, Asparagales, Orchidaceae. The transcript has a single exon.